Molecule: messenger RNA, 3714 nt
Organism: Plasmodium fragile
Lineage: Eukaryota; Apicomplexa; Aconoidasida; Haemosporida; Plasmodiidae
Exons: 7
Coding region: 1-3714 (1237 amino acids)
Source: RefSeq, a predicted model, not a curated record
AUGGUUCAGCAUUGGGCAGAUUUAAUAAGGCAGUGGGUAGAACGAAGGCGAGUAGCGGACCAGGACCGAUUAAGUAGGAGCAUAUGGAACGACAUACAAGUCGUAUUGAAUGAGUUUGUGGAUUUUAUACAGAACGAAGAGUACGAAAAGAUGUUGACUUCAUCAUGUGACGAAACUGAAUAUGGUCACCGGGUACGGGUACCAUGGAAGAGCCCAGAGAAAGCAAUGUGCAGACUCAUGCUGCUUGCGCUAUAUUUCAAGAAUGAUUGGACACAAGGUUUAGGCAAAGCAGGGGCGGAUUGGGGUGAGGAGGGAGAGUUAAAGAAGUUUAUAAGGUGUGUCAUAGUGAGUAUUUAUAUGUACAUGCUAAUAGAAGCGAACUGUCAGAACAAGAACGGUGUAGAGUAUGCAUUAUAUGUAAUGGGUCAGAUGGAAGACAGUAUGAAAGAUUCGGGGGUGGAAAUCAAUAUAUGUAAGUGGGCGGACCAUAAGGGUACUGGAAUUGGAGGAGUGAAGGUGCAUGAUGCGAUCACGAAUUGGUUCCACGGAAAUGAACAAAUGAUGGAGAAAAUACGAGAAAUAGAAGACAGAGCAGAGUGCAAGGCCGCAAGACGAGGCCAAAAGCAAAUUAAUAAGGAAGAAGAUGUGCAAAAGAUAAAGGAAGGAAUUAAGGCAAAAUUGGGAGCACUGGAGAAAGAAGUUAAACAAAAGAAGCUGGAAGAGGAGAAAAAAAUAGCAGGGGAAUCGGCAGCAAAGCCCUCCGAUGCACAGUCCACAACCGACCAAAAACCCGCCCAGGAUCCUGCAGCACAUCCAGCGGCUGCAGCAUCGCCGGAAACCACAACAUCAAAGGACACGUCAGGUAAAUCAAGUGCAGGACCCGAACUCGGGGAUCCCGCACGAGGCAGGUCAUUGCCGCCAUCGCAACCACAAGCACCGGCAUCUCCAGAAUUACCAGCAGGACCACCACCACCACCUCCUCCACCACCAGGACCCCCUCCACCAUCAGAUCCGUCUCCUACAGCACCAUCCCCAGGGGGAGGAGGAGCAGGCGCAGGAGCAGAGAGAGAGAGGACGAGCACGGAGUCCAAGGAUAAAGUAAAGGGUAAGGCCAAAGGAGAGAAUAUAAGUAAGGAGGGUUCCCCGGAACAUACUCCAGGAAAUGUACGAAAGUGUGAAGACCUGGAAAAUGCGGAUCCAGAAGAAAUUGUUAAGUGCUUGGAGCGGGAACUCAAGAAUACGGACAACGUGAACAAGAAGGACGAGGUCGACGAACUCAUUGGGAGGGGUCCCAUGGGUCUCCCCGGUGCUGCGCGCUCCAUAGAAAUAUCCAUAGGCAUGUCGCAUACUACUCCUACAGUACCCAUAGGUACGCAUAAUGAACAGUCAGAAAAGGACGCGACGGAAACAAAAAAAAAAAGAAACAACAACUUUUCCGGCGACAGCGGCAGACACCACACGGAGUCAGGGCGAGACCACACGGAGCGAGAGCCAGAGAGAGAAACCAAACGUCGAAUGAGCGAGAGCGAUCGGCCGAGAAACGGGUCCGUCGCGGGAUGCAGCUUUACCUCUAUAUUCUUCCCCUUGCUUCUAUGUUCAGAUGACAAGACUGACGCGAAGGUUGUGGAAGCUGGUAAGGAUAAGUCAGCGGAAGGGGAAGGUGCGCAGCCUUCUCCAGCGGGCAGUUCAGUCGCUGCUGGAACGGAGGUGAAGCCGGGCGCAGAAACUAAGAGUGAAGAUGGGAGCCCAAGUACCACUCAGGAUUCGGCACCGCGUACAGUAAUAACCAAUACACCGGAAGACCCCACGAAUGUUGAUACGGGGCAACCAUCUUCCCUGGGUGAACAUCCAGGAACAGGUCAACCCAGUUCAUCAGAUCCCGUGGUUCCCACCAGUCCAACUGGUCAAGCGGAUUCAGUUCCCUCCACCGGGGAAACACAUCCAGCGGGGCAACCUGCUGCACCUGAGAAGGAUGGAAAAGCGGACGGUGCGGAUGCCAGCAGUGCCAUCGUAGAUGGCGGCGGUAACGAUGACCCCCCUCCUCUCAAUCCACCCAAACCAAAACCGAACCCGAACCCAAAUCAAUCGGGGAGCAGCAGCCCCAGCGGCAGCGGCGCACCGGCCGCAGGAGGUGCUGGAGGUGGUGUGUCUGGUGAGGCAGGAAAAGGCGGUGCUGGAGCUGUUGGUGGUACGGGUGGUAGUAGUGGUGGUGGAGGCGGGGGGGGAAGUGGAAGCAACUUAUCCUCUGGUUCAGAAACCUCAACUCCAGCUCAAGGACCAGAACUAUCAACCACAACAACAGUAACGCAGACACCAUCAUCAGAAACCUUAUCACCAACAUCACCACAAUCACCAGUGCAGCCAUCACCCCCCAAGGCGGGGGAAGAUGCUGUAGCUCACUUUGUUCCCCCUCCAUCGACACCAUUCGACCCCAAGAAUCUCAUCCCCUAUACCCCCGCGAUCAUUCCCGCGGUGGUUGGCAUCGGGAUCAUUGCGUUCUUCCUAUGGAAGUAUUUUGCCUACCUCGGACAAAGACGACGACGAACAUAUCGAACUAUACGUGACGUGCCGUCACCGCCACUCGACGAAGACAUACUAGACCAUUUGCAACGCGGCGAACGCCCGCCACCCGAUUUCGGGUACACCUUGGUUAGGGAUAGGCAGCCCCGCAGAUUGCCCGCCGCCCGACGACGACGUCAACCACGCGUGCAUAAGCGCACGAUCAUCGAACUACAUCUAGAAGUGCUCAACGAAUGUGAAGCGACCGUGUGGGAAAACGUCAAAGACGACUAUUGGAAGAUUGUAGUGGAGGAGUUUGCGCAGGAUUUGAUGCGGGACGGAAAGGGGCAUAGUAGUUCCUUGGAUGCUCCUAGCACAAACCAGGAUCCUACGCCCGACAUCACACAACACGCAGUUACAGGCGCCACAGUCACAGACAGACCCACACGUGACGCAGACACGCACAUACCCACAAGUGACACAGUCACAGACAGACCCACAUGUGAUCAUCCGCAGCCCGGCAUCACAGACAUACCCACGCACGACACAGUCACGCACAUACCCACAUGUGAGGAUCCUAAGCCCGCAAUCACACAACACACACUCACAAGCGACACUGUCACAGACACACCCACAUGUGCGGAUCCUAAGCCCGAAAUCACACAACACACACUCACUAGCGACACCGUCACAGACAUACCCACAUGUGAGGAUCCUAAGCCCGACAUCACACAACCACCAGGCUCCGGUAACGCAGUCACAGACACACCCACAUGUGACACCGUCACGCACAUACCCACGCACGACAUAGUCCCGGACAUACCCACAUGUGAGGAUCCUAAGCCCGAAAUCACAGACAUACCCACACGUGAAGCAGUCACCGACACCGCCACAUGUGAUGCUACUACACCCAGAAUACCUGAGCACGUAGUUACAGGCGCCACAGUCACGGACACACCCACAUGUGAUCAUCCUCAGCCCGACAUCACACACCAGUUAGUCACAGACGACACAGUCACAGACACACCCCCACAUGAACCUCCAAAGCCCGCAAUCAUACAUCAACGCAGCAACGCCCCAGUCACAGACACACCCACAUGUGAGGAUCCUAAGCCCGAAAUCACAGACAUACCCACAUUCAUUGAACACUGCCACCAUGAGUCACAGUUGCAACACCAAGAGCAGUAUUUAGAUAAUUUACUUGAUCACAUGUGA